Corythoichthys intestinalis (scribbled pipefish) is the source of this 3055-nucleotide messenger RNA. RefSeq names its product choline transporter-like protein 1. The record is from RefSeq and is a predicted model, not a curated record. Gene Ontology annotation, molecular function: transmembrane transporter activity. The transcript is spliced from 15 exons. Lineage: Eukaryota; Metazoa; Chordata; Actinopteri; Syngnathiformes; Syngnathidae. Bases 840 to 2903 code for a protein of 687 amino acids. Gene Ontology annotation, biological process: transmembrane transport.
AUGACAACCUUCGCUAUCCCGGAGAGGAACUUUCGCCUUCCUCGACAUCAUCUUGACGUCAUACCGCAGAGGUCAAAUCCUACCAGAUGACGUCACGGGCGUUGGGCAAUAGCUCUCUUUUCAUAUGCAAAUUCGAAAUAUUCCAUCUCGGUCAAGUCUGAUAUUAUACAGUUAAUAUCAGAAGGAAAAAACACAAAACAAAGAAAAAAACUUGAAGGGACUGGCUAUUGCAUUUCAGGUGCUUGUGUUCACUAAUGUGAUGACAUCAUGUAGCGCUUUUAAAACUCAAUAACAGCACUUUUCUGUGGCGAGCCGCCGUCAGCAGUUUUCAUUUAGUCCUUUCACAUCCCGUUUUAUUUUGGCGGGUUGCAUUUUGCAGUUCACUUCAGUCAACUUUGUCUUUCCCUCACCUGUUUGCCAUUAGCCUUAUAGUCCUCUAAUUAGUAGUCCCUUGCCAGUGCGUUUUCAGUGUUUGGAAAUCAGUAGGACAAGACGCCAUGCACCACCUUCCUUGAAGCUAAGUUAUUGCCUGUUUUUGUUGAACUUGAAAUCCUCUUUCCACAUUUCCUUUUUGAAUUAAACGUGUAUUGGACAGUGCCAUUCGCUUAUCUCGUGCGUUUGCCCCCAUUGUGACAUGUUCCAAGAAAACGCAUCUUUGUCAUGAUUCCAUCCAAAACCUUCAUUACAAAAGUGCAAUUUUGCACCAAACAAGAAUGAGUCACCAUGCAUAUCCAGUCUUCACUCCGAUUUAGAGGACAAAGCGCGAAUGGAGACCGCUGGAGGAGCGAAGCUGUACUGACCUGCCCUGGUUCCUGCUCUUCCUCAUCUUCUGCGUCGGCAUGGGUAGCGUGUGCGCCUUCACGGUGGCGUCGGGGGGCGCGGCCCGCCUGCUCUCGGGUUACGACAGCUUCGGCAACACGUGCGGGCGCCGCAACCCGCCGUUGGACGGCGUCCGCCUCAGCGGCCUGGAUCACACCGACAGGAAGUUCGUCUUCUACUUGGACCCUUGCGACGUGGACAUCGUUCAGAGGAAGAUCAAGUCGGUGGCGCUCUGCGUGGCCCUCUGCCCCCCGCGAGCCCUCCGCACCUUUCAAGACCUCCAGAACUUCGCCGAGAUCAAUGGUUCCGAGUUGUGUUCGUACGAGUUAGCGGCUCACAAGUACGCCAGCGCCCCCGAGAGUUCGGCCAAGUGUCCCAAACUUCCCGUCCCGCCCAGCAAGCCUUUGCCGCUGUUCAAUCGCUGCGCUCCCACGGACGUGUCCUGUUACUCCAAGUUCGCCGAGGCGGUGGCCACCUUCGUCGGAGACCGCUCCCUCUUGCGCCGAGCGGUCGCCGGCGUGGCGGCCAGCAAGGAGAUCGUCGCGGGACUUUGCGUCCUGGCGCUCGCGCUGUCCAUGUUGCUGACGGUGAUCAUUCGCUACAUCUCCACCAUCCUGGUGUGGAUCCUUACCUCCUUGGCGGUGCUUGGCUCCCUGGCGGGUACCGGCGUUCUCUGGUGGCUCUACGUGGACCGCCGUCUCCACGGAAACCUGACCCGGGCGGCCCCGGAGGACCCGGCGGGCGGGCGCGCCCCCCUGGUCUACGCCGCAUCCGCGUCCGUUUUCACGGCCGUGCUGCUGCUGCUGAUGCUGUUCAUGAGGAAACGCGUGGCGCUGGCCAUCGCUCUCUUCCACGUGGCCGGCAAAGUUUUCGUCCACUUGCCGCUGCUGACGCUGCAGCCGUUCGUCACCUUCCUGGUGCUGCUCCUCUUCUGGAUCUACUGGGUCCUGGUCCUGCUCUUCCUGGGAACCAGCGGGGAGGCGGUGCCGAACGAGGAGGAGGGGCUGACCGAGUUCCGUCUGAGCGGCCGCCUGGAGUACCUGACGUGGUUCCACGGCGUGGGCCUGCUCUGGAUCACCGAGUUCAUCCUGGCCUGCCAGCAGAUGACCGUGGCGGGCGCCGUGGUCACCUACUACUUCACCAGGGACAAAAGGCAACUUCCGGCGUGGCCCGUCGUGCGCUCGGCCUUGCGGCUGCUCAGGUAUCACGUGGGCACGGUGGCCAAAGGCUCCUUCAUCAUCACGCUGGUCAAGAUUCCCAGACUCCUCCUCAUCUACGUGCACAAGCAGCUGAAAGGAAAGGAGAACGCGUGCGCUCGCUGCGCGCUCAAGUCGUGCAUCUGCUGCCUGUGGUGUUUAGAGAAGUGCCUGAAUUAUCUCAACCAGAACGCGUACGCCGCCACGGCCAUCAACGGCACCGGCUUCUGCGCGUCGGCGCGCGACGCCUUCGUCCUGCUGGUGGAGAACGCCUUGCGAGUGGCCACCGUCAACGCCGUGGGAGACUUUGUGCUCUUCCUGGGGAAGAUCCUGAUCGUCGCCAGCACCGCCUUCGCCGGCGUGCUGCUGCUGAACGCGCGCGGAGAUUACGCCGAGUGGCUGCCGCCGCUGCUGCUGGUGUGUCUGUUCGCCUUCCUGGUGGCGCACUGCUUCCUGUCCGUCUUCGAGAUGGUGGUGGACGUGCUCUUCCUCUGCUUCGCCGUCGACACCAAGUACAACGACGGCACGCCGGGAAAAGAGUUCUUCAUGGACAAAGCUCUGAUGGAGCUAGCGGAGCGCAGCAGGCGCUCGGAGCGGGCGGGCGGCCGAGGGCGGACCCGCGCGGAGGAGGCGCCGUCGGAGGGCGCCCGGACCAAAGCCAUGGUGAGUGGAGGAGGAGGCGGUGCCUGGGCGGGCGCCGAAUGGGAGGAGUUCCAGGUCUACUACCUUCUGACGGGCGUCGUCCUGGACUGCGCGCUGACUCCGCGCCCCGACUCGCUCUUGUGCCUCAGCCACGACGUCUUCCUCUUCUUUGUCGUCUACCUGCCCGCAUCGGGCCUCUUUCUCCUCCUGUGCCCGCCGACGGGCGAGGCCGAGCCGGCGGGCUGACGCCGAGUAUCCGUACCGCCGACAAACGGCAUCGUCCGUUUGCGUUUAAAAAUUUUUUUUUUUUUUUUUUUUUAGUGCGUUUCCCGUCCCAUUUUAUUUCAUUAAUUUUUUUGGGCAAAGUGGGAGGGAGCGGUAACAUCGAAGUCCGGCGA